GUACACUAUAACUCCUUGAGAGGAGAAAAUUGAUCAUGUUGCGUAGCUCACACUUUGCCUCUGGAUUUGCAGUGCAGACGUUCCUGCUGACUCACGCCUGAAGCGAACCUCGGAACCUCCAGGCUGCAGCUGGCAGACACCACACCACUUAUACUGUUAACUCGGCAGCGCAACAUUCAUACAAGGACCUUCAGUCGCCUAUUCAUUACAAAGAGAACGACUUCAUUCUCCUAUCAUGGCCAAUUUCUCAGCAACAUCCCGCGCCGUCGCCACCCCCGAACUCCUCGAGCUCAUCCUCUCGCACCUCCCACCAGGAGACGUCCUCCUCGCUCAGCGCAUCUCCAAGUCCUGGCAAACCCUAAUCUCCAACUCGCCCACCCUCCAAACUCUUCUCUACUUCCGUCCCCCAUCCCUAGCUUCGACCACCUUAACCCAGCUCAACCCCCUCCUCACCAUCGCCUUCCCCUUCCUCUUCACCCCCUCGCUCUCCCUCAGGCCCUCUGAAACCGCCGACUGGGACCUCAGCUUCGGGAACCUCUCUGAAACCGCCGACUGGGACCUCAGCUUCGGGCACCUCUCUGACCCGCCGAGUCCGGGGCCUAGCAUGAGAACCGCAGGUGCCGCCGGCUCAGCUGGUCCCGCUAAGGCAUUCAAGUACUCGGGUUGGGUGGUGAGGCCUGAGGCGUGGCGGAGAAAAGAGGCAAGUUGGAGGGGGAUGUUUAUUAGUAAGCCACCGGUGGCUAAGGUAAGGUGGAGGAAGACGGAGAGUGGGAUGAUGGGUUGCAAUGUUAGUGAAUGUGUUGUGAGGUUUGGCGCGGAAGAGGGCAUUGAGGGUAGUGGGACAGGUGCGGAAAAACAAGCGUGGAUGAAGCUUGAUGGUGAGAAAAUUCGGUUGAAAGCUGAAGGCGGAUUGAGGAUGGGUGUGCUUUACGAUUAUCUGGAGGAGAGAGUUUGUCGCGGCGACUGGCCCACUCCUGACUUCGACAUCCAAUUCGAACCCGGCCUGUCGCCGCCAGAGGUGGACGGCAAUCAGACCCGCGCCACGGGAGCAAUGGUUGCUAGGUUAGAACCACUGGACGCGGAAUCGGAGGCGGUGGAAAAGAUGUUUGCAGUUACCGAAGAAUUGGAGCUGGUCGUUUCGAUGUUUCGGGGCUAUUCUUGUAUCAUGGAGGAGGAAGAAGCAUAUCCAAUUUUUCGGAGUGAAGGGUUUAGAAGUGUGGAAGUGGGUCCGUGGAGGGAGGUCAGCAGUCAAAUGUGGGAUUAGAAGAUGACGGUAUCCUCCUGUAAUUAGAGCAUGGGAAGGUGUUAAGACACCA
Messenger RNA from Trematosphaeria pertusa, 1316 nucleotides. RefSeq lists its product as uncharacterized. NCBI's taxonomy places the organism in Eukaryota, Fungi, Ascomycota, Dothideomycetes, Pleosporales, Trematosphaeriaceae. Gene Ontology annotation, molecular function: protein binding. The transcript has a single exon. The record is from RefSeq and is a predicted model, not a curated record. Bases 236 to 1264 code for a protein of 342 amino acids.